Molecule: messenger RNA, 2485 nt
Organism: Chinchilla lanigera (long-tailed chinchilla)
Lineage: Eukaryota; Metazoa; Chordata; Mammalia; Rodentia; Chinchillidae
Gene: Inpp5k
Product: inositol polyphosphate-5-phosphatase K
Exons: 12
Coding region: 481-1842 (453 amino acids)
Biological process (GO): phosphatidylinositol dephosphorylation; negative regulation of phosphatidylinositol 3-kinase/protein kinase B signal transduction; negative regulation of peptidyl-serine phosphorylation
Cellular component (GO): cytoplasm; endoplasmic reticulum; plasma membrane
Molecular function (GO): inositol bisphosphate phosphatase activity; phosphatidylinositol-3,4,5-trisphosphate 5-phosphatase activity; phosphatidylinositol-4,5-bisphosphate 5-phosphatase activity
Source: RefSeq, a predicted model, not a curated record
CGUGGCCCCGCCCUGGUCUGGGCGGCGGGCGCGGGAGGGAAGACAGCACGGAAGCCAGGGGCCUAAACCGCAGAAGCUCUUGCAGGCGACUUCCGCCGGAAGAUGCCCCCUUUUCGACCCCGCGCGGGGCAAGCUGGGAGUAGCGGGGAGGUGGGGCUCCGGAGCCGGCCUUUCGCUCGCUCACAUGGGACUUAUUACGUCGCAUUCUAUUGACGGUCAAGACAUCUUCCCGGGCCCGGCUCUGAGCCUGUAGCCAUUUAGCAUCUGUUGGAGAGUCCCGCCUCUUUUCCCAAAGCGCAUCACUCAGAACCCUUGGCGUAGCAAGACCCGCCUCUUACGGAAGCCGAGGCGGACUGUCAGAAUACGGAACAAAAACAACCAGGAACUAGUGAGGCUUCCGAGACCUGCUGCCCGAGUGGUUGCUUGGGAGGGGACCAGCAUAGAUAGGGAGACGCGAGCCUGCCGGGCCACCGCGUGGGGAUGAUGGCCGCAGAGAGCCAACAGGACCUGUCUGAGGCAAAACAGAUGAAGCUCAGCAUUCAUGUUGUGACCUGGAAUGUGGCCUCAGAAGCACCCCCUCUAGACCUCAGUGACCUGCUUCAGCUGAAUGAUCCAAACCUGAACCUGGACAUAUACAUCAUUGGUUUGCAGGAAAUGAACUCUGGGAUCGUAAGCCUCCUUUCCGACACUGCCUUUGAAGACCCGUGGAGCAGUGUCCUCAUGGAUGUGCUCGCCCCUCUGAGCUUCAUCAAGAUCUCCCACAUCCGAAUGCAGGGACUCCUCUUGAUAGUCUUUGCCAAGUACCAGCAUUUGCCCUUCAUUCAGAUCCUCUCUACAAAAUCUACCCCUACUGGUCUCUACGGGUACUGGGGGAACAAAGGGGGAGUCAACAUCUUCCUGAAAGUUUACGGCUACUAUGUCAGCAUCGUCAACUGCCACCUGCCUCCCCACAUGGCUAACAAUGACCAGCGGCUGGAGCACUUUGACCGUAUUCUGGAGAUGCAGAAUUUUAAGGGACAUGAUGUCCCCAACAUCCUGGACCAUGACCUCAUUCUCUGGUUUGGAGACAUGAACUUUCGGAUCGAGAACUUCGGGUUGCACUUUGUUCGGGAAUGCAUAAAAAAUCAGUGCUACAUCAACCUGUGGGAGAAGGAUCAGCUCAGCAUUGCCAAGAGACAUGACCCACUGCUCCGGGAGUUCCAGGAGGGUCCCCUGCGCUUUCCGCCCACCUACAAGUUUGAUAAGAACUCCAACAACUAUGACACCAGUGAGAAGAAACGCAAGCCUGCAUGGACCGACCGCAUCCUGUGGAGGUUGAGGCGGCAGCCCCGGGCCAGCUCGUUUACCUCCAGUCAGCCAGCCCCCUACUUCUCUCUGUCUCUGAGGAGCUACAAGAGCCACAUGAUGUACAGCAUCAGUGAUCAUAAGCCUGUCACUGGCACCUUUGACUUGCAGCUGAAGCCGUUGAUGUCUGUCUCACUGAUCACCAUAAUGGUUGAGGGCAUAUGGACCAUGGAGAACGACAUGUUGAUCAGCUACUCCUCAACCCCGGACUUCCUCAGCAGCCCCUGGGACUGGAUUGGACUAUACAAGGUGGGGAUGCGCCACAUUAACGACUAUGUGUCCUAUGUCUGGGUUGGGGACAACCAGGUCUCCUUCGGUGACAACCUGAACCAGGUAUACAUUAACAUCUUUGAUAUCCCUGAGACUGAGGAUCAGUUUCUCCUCUGUUAUUAUAGCAACAAUCUGCGUUCUGUGGUGGGGAUCAGCAAACCUUUCAAGAUACCACUUCGCUUCUUUUUGGAGAGAGACCUACCAGGUGAAGCUCAAGCACAGAUCUGAGCCCAGAGAGGAGCAACUGAAUCCAAGGUGGAGGCUACAGCUGGCAGCCAACCCUGCCUUACUACUGCCAGGAUUGCUGGGGGCCCAGCCCCUGAGGAGGCAGCCAAGUAUCCUCUACCUCCCCACUUCCCAGGGUGAGCUCUAGCCAGCUUCCUUACCCUCGCCAGGCCAGAUCACUAGAAUUGGCACUUAAAAUACAGGUGUUUGUUACUGAGAUAUGAGUGAAACCAGCUAGUUCAUCAGCAGUGAAGACUUGGGAAGGAUCCUCCAACAUGCAUCUCAUUUCUUGAAAACACACACACACACACACACACACACACACACACACACACACACACUCUCUCUCUCUCUCUCUCUCUCUCUCUCUUUCUCUCUCUCUCUCUUCCAGGCCUACCCAAGCACUCCUGCCAGGCACAUGCCCCAUCUGGCACAGGCCUGCAUUCUUGUCACGCCACCCUGGGCCUCAGGCUGCCUAGAAGGGAUAGACGCUCACAUUUGUACAGGCCCCAUACACUGGUUGGCACAAGCAACAGUGGGUUCCAGCAGUCUUGGCGUUUCAUAGCUUGUCCCAAUGGGGGAUGAGCAGAGUGUCUAGGAUCCCUGGUUUCAAUAGAAGUGGUAUAAAAAAAAAAAAAAAAAAAGG